AUGGCACCGUCGGGCUCGCGUAGUAUCAAGCGGGGCUGUCAGAGAGUUUUGUACUGGAUCCCGGUCCUCUUCAUCGCCCUCAUAGUGGCUUGGUCAUACUACGCCUAUGUUUUGCAGCUUUGCAUGGAGUCCAUCGAAGACACGGGACAAAAGGUCAUGUACUUGCUGGUGUAUCAUGCCAUUUUCAUCAUGUUUGUGUGGGCGUACUGGCAAACCAUCUUCACCCAGCCCAUGAACCCCUUGAAGGAGUUUCACCUGUCCUACUCUGACAAGGAGCUGCUGGAGCGUGAAGAUCGGGGAGAGUCCCAGCAGGAGAUCCUGAGGAGGAUAGCCAAGGAUCUGCCCAUAUACACCCGCACCAACUCUGGAGCAAUCCGUUUCUGUGACCGCUGCCAGCUGCUGAAGCCUGAUCGAUGUCACCAUUGUUCAGUCUGCGAUAAGUGCAUCCUGAAAAUGGAUCACCACUGCCCCUGGGUGAACAACUGUGUGGGAUUCUCCAACUACAAAUGCUUCAUGCUGUUCUUGGCAUAUUCGCUACUCUACUGCCUUUUCAUAACUGCUACAGAUCUUCAGUACUUCAUUAAAUUUUGGACGGCUGGAGGAAGAGCACAUUUCCGUCUGAGAGAAUACCUGAACGGCCUCCCAGACACGCAGGCAAAGUUCCACAUCCUGUUCCUCUUCUUCUCGGCAUCCAUGUUCUCAAUCAGCCUCGCCUCUCUUUUCACCUAUCACUGCUGGCUCAUCUGCAAGAACAGAUCCACUCUUGAGGCUGUACGUGCCCCGGUGUUUCGUCACGGCACAGAUAAGAACGGUUUCAGUCUGGGCUUCAGUAAGAACUUCCGCCAGGUCUUUGGUGAUGAAGCUAAAUAUUGGCCGAUUCCCAUUUUCUCCAGUUUAGGUGACGGUUGCUCAUUCCCAUCCUGUCUGGUGAAUCUGGACCCUGAGCAGCCCUCCUCACCCACUGGCUCCAACCCUGCCAACAAGGCUGCAGCAGAGGGCCGCCAGUUCCCAUCCAAGCCGCUGAGAGAGAGUCAGAGUCGACUGCUCACCAGCACCCCCUCCUGGACAGAGAGCGACAGUGCAACAGACAAGGACAAGAAAGGUGCCAGCAACCCAGGGAUGACCAUAGAAAAUGAGGCAUAACCGGAGUAAG
Messenger RNA from Xiphias gladius (swordfish), 1153 nucleotides. RefSeq names its product zinc finger DHHC-type palmitoyltransferase 2 (gene zdhhc2). The coding region runs from base 1 to 1143 and encodes 380 amino acids. Gene Ontology annotation, cellular component: Golgi apparatus; endoplasmic reticulum. Gene Ontology annotation, molecular function: protein-cysteine S-palmitoyltransferase activity. Gene Ontology annotation, biological process: peptidyl-L-cysteine S-palmitoylation; protein targeting to membrane. The record is from RefSeq and is a predicted model, not a curated record. The transcript has 13 exons. Lineage: Eukaryota; Metazoa; Chordata; Actinopteri; Istiophoriformes; Xiphiidae.